Messenger RNA from Colletes gigas, 2315 nucleotides. RefSeq names its product rab5 GDP/GTP exchange factor (gene Rabex-5). Gene Ontology annotation, molecular function: small GTPase binding; zinc ion binding; guanyl-nucleotide exchange factor activity. The transcript has 10 exons. Lineage: Eukaryota; Metazoa; Arthropoda; Insecta; Hymenoptera; Colletidae. The record is from RefSeq and is a predicted model, not a curated record. Gene Ontology annotation, cellular component: cytosol; endocytic vesicle. Bases 214 to 2016 code for a protein of 600 amino acids. Gene Ontology annotation, biological process: vesicle-mediated transport.
CAAGUCGAGAGGAAGAGUAGAACUGUAGGAUAUUGGGAGGGGGAAAGAGAAAAAGAGAGGGAAAGAUGGAGCGAAGAAUCUGUAAAAAGGAUACAAUCUCUUAAUAUUAAAGGCUUUCGCGUUAGACGUAAGUACCUACUUACGUAUACGUAGAAGAAUGUACAUUGUAAGGGAAAACAACUGUAAAGAAGUCUUGUAAAAACAGUUACGAAAAUGUAUUCGACAAAAACGCCCUCCUUAAGAAUCGACGAGGCUGAUCUUAAGUGCAAGAAUGGUUGUGGAUUUUAUGGAAAUGUCGAGUGGGAAGGUUAUUGCAGCAAAUGUCAUCGAGAGUAUUUACAAAAACAAAGAUCGCAAAUAGGUUCCAAUGUUUAUGAAGAGAGCAAUACUUCGAAUAAGAGCACAAUUAAUGCUCAACAGAAAUAUGAAGAGAAGAAAGUACAACAAGAGAGAAAAUAUAAAUUAUUAAAUAUAUCUUUUCGCAAACCAGCUGUAAAAGCACAAGGAUAUCAAGAAUUACUUUACGAACUAACAAAAGAUAACCCAGACCUGGAAAAAGUAAAGACAGAAAAUCGUGAAGUAAUAGCUAUGAUUGCUAAGACACCGGUGGAAAGAGAUGUCAGAAAAUGUAUACAUUCUUUCAUAAUUGAUAUACUUCAAAACAAGGAUGUAAAAAGGAUAGAGGACCUUUCAGAAAUUACACAGACUUUUUAUCAAGUGUUUGCUAAACGUUUAGAAAAUAGUACCAAAUAUGCAGACAUAUCAUCAGAAAUUAAAGAAAAAUUGUUGGAUUAUGUAGAAAGAUAUGCAUUAACUUUACUCUACAGAAUUCUCUUUUGUCCUCCCUUUACAAACGACGAAGAAAAGGAUUUGGCGAUACAGAACAGAAUCCGCCAGUUGAAUUGGGUUAGCGGAAAAAAUUUAGAGUGUCGGAUACACGAAACUAGUUCUGAAGUUAGAGAACUCGUCUAUACUUCCAUAACAGAUUUACUGAACAUGGAUUCUGCAAAGGCUCCUCAAGAAAAACUUUCUUGCGUUAUUUAUUGUUGCCGAAAUAUAUUUUUAAUGUUGCAACAGUCUGUUGGUGGGCCCGCAUCGGCGGACGAAUUUCUCCCUGCUUUAAUUUUCAUUGUUUUAAAAGCCAAUCCUGCCCGUCUUAAAAGCAACAUUAAUUUCAUCACUAGAUUCUGCAACGCGAGCAGAUUAAUGACAGGAGAAGGCGGAUAUUACUUCACGAAUCUGUGUUGCGCUGUAUCUUUCAUUGAAAAUUUAACAGCAGAAUCAUUGAACAUGGAUGAAACAGAUUUCAAUGCCUACAUGUCCGGAGAACGAGUACCUGCUAAUACUUGGGAAUCUGCUUUAAUGAUAUGUGAAAGUUUGCAUUUAAUGUGCGAGGAUAUAACGCUUCUUGACGAAAUGAAAGCAAAAACUGCAGAAAUAAUGGAUAUAACAUUGAAUUUGAAAGAGAAAAUGUUACUAUUUCAAGAGGAACUCGAAUCGGAAGUAAAUACAGUUUUGGAAAGAACUCCGUUGUUGAUCACGCACAGUCAAAGAUUGCCUACCAAUUUGGAUUGCGAAGAUAUCGAAAGCUACCAAUUACCACCGCCGAUAAUUCCUCAAGUUUGUUCUACCGCAAUUAGUAAUUCUACGCAACAAAACGACGUAAGAACAACUUUAAUAGAAGAUUGUGUUACGCCGUCGCCCACGUUUGAUUUUCCCUCUUUCGUGGUGGAUGACAACAGCUUCGAUGCGAGCAAAGCAGAGGAUGAAACUAGUCUCAUAAGUUUAGACACGCAAUGCGACUUUGACAGCCAAAAGGAAAAGUUUAAAAACGAUUUAUCAGUAUCUACUCGCUUGAAUGCAUCGUCUACCGCUGAAUCGGAAAAGGAGGAUUAUCAUGGAUUUACUGUCCAGGGAUCAAGUAUACCUACGAUUCCUUGUAAUACAGGAGAUUUAUCUCUUAAUUCUACAGAAAUGGAUUCUGAGAAUUAUCCAAGCUAUUUUCAUAAUGUAUAGAAACAUUUUAUUUAAAUCAAAUAAGGACUUGAAAAUUGUUAUUUAAUCUUUAUAAACAGAUCGUACACUUUUGUAAAAGGAACAUUCAAUUCUGGCACAAGUCACUAAAAAUUAUGAUUUUGUACGUUCUAACAAAAUUUCAGCAAGUUGUAUAAUCUCUUUUGAAAAUUUUCAAUCUAGUUAUUCCUUUAAACGCGCAUAUAAAUUACAACAUAAAUUAUAAUAAAAUUAGUAAUUUGUUGAUUAUCAACAUUUGAUGAAACUAUAAUAGGUGUAGAAUUAAAUUUAAUAAAACUAUU